AUGGACGGUAGUGCAUUUGUUCACCAGAGACAAUACGAACACCUGCACCUGAAUGUAGUGAGUGGUUAUUAUGUGCAUAAAGAUCUCGUGUCGGUUCUUUCCAUCCAUCAACUUGAAGGGGUGCGAUUUCUCUACACACAGCUGCAAGAGUACACGGGUAUAUUCCUGAACGAUGAGUCAGGCCUCGGCAAGUGCCAUCAGAUUGUAGCGUAUCUAUCGGCGGUAUCGGCCGGGGCCUUAGAGCGGUCGAUUAUACUGAGCCGUGGUACCCGUCGGCAUCACUGGUCGUACCAUUUAGAUGCGUUAGCGCCCACACUCGCCACCCGGGUGUACCGGAAAUCGUACGCCGAAGCGAUCGAGGAUCUCGACACGCUACAGGCCACCGCCUGGCAGUAUGUCGUUGUGGACGAAACACGUGGGUUCAUGACCGAUCGGGAGCUGGACGUGCUGCGAUCGCUCACUGCCAGGAAAUACAUCUUUCUCUGCUCCACGGAUCUGCUCGAGUCGUUGGGCGUCCUUUCGGAGCGGUUGGAAUUUUGUUAUCCAUGGGACACUGCACACCUGCGGACGUUGAUCGAGCGGUGCCGCACACGCGGUACUAAACAGCGCCGGCUUAGGUUGUACCUUUGCACGAGGCCCUUUUUGCUGAGGCGCCACGUGCGAAACUAUCGCCGGGUGGUUCCGCUCGUUGGAAGCACGGAAUUUGCAGCCAGCUUUCAUGCGUGGACGUUGGCGAACGAUAUCGUCAUCGGUAGAGAGGUUGAGGAAAAGGAAGCAAGCCCUAAUGAACAGGAGAUCGCGUCAGAACGGGAGCAGAUUCCAGCUGAAUCGAACGGGAGAAUCCCGCCGAUCGAUACUGCCUUUUGUGAGGUUGGAGGGGAGAAGAAACCCGUUAAGAAACCCCCGCUGAAGCACGGUCAGAAUUCAACCAAAUCGAGCAGUGGAUUCGUACCAACCGGCAUCGCCUUUUGUGAGGCUCAAGAGGAGGAACAACCCGCCAGUAAACCCUCCCAAGAGCAGGGCCGGAUUUCACCAGAAGCGAACGAAGAAUUUCCACUCCUCGACAUUGCUUUCAGUGGAACUUUGGAGGGAGAAGCGAGCAAAGAUAGACCACCACAGAAUGUGGGCCGAUUUUCAUCAGAAUCGAGCAUAAUAAUCCCACCAAUUAACCUAAAGAUGACCCCAGAUGCGGAAGUGAAGACGGGACGGAUGGAGCGCAAUGCGUCACCGGAUCGUGGUUCCGAACCGGGGCUUCUCCGUGCAAUUGACAGCGAACCACUGUUCGAACCGAACGAAACAAACACGGAGCUGAUGCCGGAAUUGCGCUUGGAAUCGGAUACAUCGGAAGAGAGAGCGGCCGUGCUAACUGGCGCAUCGGAUGUCACCAUUCCGGAGACGAUUCACAACUCCGAGGAGUUUGUGCAGUGCGCCCAGGAGUUCUCUAGCUUUGGUUCUGCCAACCAACCGGUGUUGGCCACCGACCGAUAUCGCUUUCCGUUGGAGAAGUUCUUCUCGAGUCAGGGCUUGCCGAAGUCAUCCAGCUCGUCGAUAAGUUUCGACAGUCUGUCGAAUGGGCAGGCCCCUGCCAGGGAGGUGGUCAUUAGUUCGUCGGGUUCACAAUCGCUUAUCCCUAAAUCACCGCCCCUGUUUGAGGAAUCCGAUCACGAUACGCGAUCGUUGAGCUUUGGGUCUUCACCAUCAGCCGAUGGCAGCGAUGACGACAUUUUGUUGCUGGAUGAUGUGUCUAAAUCGCUGGUGCCGUGCGCCACGAAGCCUUUACCCGGUCAUAAGCUGUGCCAACCGCAACGCUUCAGUACGCCCAUCUCGAAGCUCAUGUUUGGAGCAUUGGCUCCAGGAACAUCCGGGCUUUCGCAACCCGUGGUGAACGUGUCGUCGGCGGAUAUGUUCGCGGAUUCACCGAUGUCUGUGGACGACGAGAAUGUGUUUGAGAUCACGAAGAACAGCGCGUUUGCCAACCGGAUUCGGGUGCGAGGAGAAGACAAAGGUGCCCCUUUGCUGAGGCUCGACGACGACGACGACACAAGUGGGGACGAUGAUGACGUACAGUUUGUGAAUGAAUCGCGCCCUGACAUCAUCGUCGAUCUGGAAGACGAGCAUGAGGACGCGGGCACCCCGAAAUCGGACGUGUUAAACCGAACGGUGGUUUGCAUGCGAACGCCAACGAGCGGAAGAUCGAACCAAUCCGUUUCACCGGGACGCGGUUGGCUUGGGAAGAGCCUUCGGACGGCGUCGGUGUCACCGGGGAGUGGCAAAAGCACACCGACCAGCAGUAAGCAAUCUCCUCGGGCAAGCAGCAGUGGCGCGAACACACGGAAUGAUGGUGUCCGUCGGGUGUUGCAGGACGUGAGCAGGCGUCGGAAGUUGGAUGAACAGUUUAAGUCCACGUUAGAGGGUCACGGUGUGCGGACGGAGGCAAAACGGGGACGUGAUAGCCCGCGAAAAUAUCCCAAAAGAACGAGAACGAAAGCGCGCUAG
This is a messenger RNA of Anopheles nili, 2496 nucleotides long. RefSeq lists its product as uncharacterized. Gene Ontology annotation, molecular function: DNA translocase activity. The record is from RefSeq and is a predicted model, not a curated record. The coding region runs from base 1 to 2496 and encodes 831 amino acids. NCBI's taxonomy places the organism in Eukaryota, Metazoa, Arthropoda, Insecta, Diptera, Culicidae. The transcript has 2 exons. Gene Ontology annotation, cellular component: nucleus. Gene Ontology annotation, biological process: double-strand break repair via homologous recombination; reciprocal meiotic recombination.